AUGGGGAACCGAAAUAUGUUGGUGGGGGUCAUGAGUGAAUAUUUGGAUGUUGAUGUGGAUACCCUAUCCUAUUUUGAGUUGAAGGAUUAUAUUAAAGAAUUAGGGUACAACUCAAGUUGUAAAUUUAGUAUUCAGCCACAUAAUUGUGGCAUUUUAGGAGAUAUUGAAAAUGACAAGGCUCUUUUAGCAAUUGGUAAGUCUUUACAACACAGGGGUGUUUUGGAAGUAUAUGUGCACAUGCCUGAAAAGGAAUCUUGUUCACCUUUUAAUAAAGGGUCUACUUUUAAUUGUUCUGUUGCUCAGUCAAACACUGUUGCUCCUUCAAACACUGUUGUUGCUCCUUCAAUCACUGCUGCUACUCCUCCAAACACUGCUCCUCCUCCACACACUGCUCCUUCAAAUAUAGCUGCUCAUGCAGAUCCAAUUGUUGUUCCAGCAUACACAACAGCUGCUCUUUCAAAUCCAGAAUCUUCUCAAACUGAAGAUUACUCAAGUGAAGAUGGGUCUGAUGAAUCAACUGAAGAUAGUGAUUAUUGUGAAGACAAUGAUUUUUUUUGGGGGGAUGAUUAUGGCAGUGAUGUACAUGAGGAGUACAUAAAGAUUAGGAAGGAAAGUAGGUCAUUUCAAAGGAGAAAAAGAAAGGAGAAAGUUGUUGUUGAUACUAAAGAUGUACCAUGUGGUGAUGCUGGGCUAGAUCUUGGUUUUGAUGAGACUGAAACAUGUAAAACAUGUGUAGAAGGAGGGCUAGGUGGUGAUGAACCAUAUUAUCCAAGUUCCAAUGCUUGUAGCUUUGAAACUGAUGAAAAUGAAUGUUGGAAUGAAGAUGGGGACAGGAAGGUAAAGCUAACAAAAAGGAGAUCUACAUCUACAAAGAGUGUGAAGUUUGAUAAAACAUGUAAAAAGAUUGUAUGGCAGUUGGGUAUGAUCUUUGAGAGUGUUGAUGACUUUAGAGAUGCAGUAGUAACUAGGUAUGCACUACAAAAAAGAGUUCUGAUUGAAAAGCAUGUAAAUGAGCCAACUAGAUUCAGGGUGAGGUGCACCAAGGAUAACUGCAAUUGGCUUUUGUUUGUAAGCUUGGAUAGUGUAAGUAAUAAUUUUGUUAUAAGGACUUACAAUCCAGUUCACAAGUGUGAGAGGGCCUCCAGAAAUUAUUUGUGCAAUUCUAAAUUCUUGGCCAAUGCCUUUAAAGAUAGAAUAACUGAACAACCAAACAUAAGAGUAUUCAAGUUGCAAGAAUUAAUAAAGAAGAAAUUCAAAGUUCAUGUUGGUAAAACCAUAGCCACGAGAGCAAGAGCUAAAGUACUGCAGCAAAUAAUGGGUGAUCAUAAUGUGAAGUUUGGUAGAAUUCUUGAUUACAGGGAUGAGUUGUUAAGGACCAACCUUGGGAGCACUUGUGUUGUGAAGCUUGGUGAACCUGAUAAACUUGGGAGGCCAGUGUUUGUAAGCUUUUACAUCUGUUUUAAGGCACUGAAAAAUGCAUUCUUGUGGUGUAAAAAAUGCAAAAGCUUCGAUGGUUGUUUCCUGAAGGGUGUAAGCAGGGGGCAACUACUAGUUGUUGUGGCUAAGAAUGGUAAUAAUCAAAUGCUUCCACUUGCUUGGGCAGUAGUUGAAUAUGAGAAGAAAACUACAUGGUCAUGGUUCUUAACUUUGCUGAAGGAAGACUUGGGAUUAGGUGAUGGCACAUGCUUCAUUUGAUCACUGACAUGCAAAAGUAAUUUACAAGGAUUGGAUUCAGCAAUUAAGGAAUUCUUUCCAGCUUGUGAACAAAGGGUGUGUGUUAGACACAUCUUAGCUAAUUGGUC
Nicotiana tabacum (common tobacco) is the source of this 1802-nucleotide messenger RNA. NCBI's taxonomy places the organism in Eukaryota, Viridiplantae, Streptophyta, Magnoliopsida, Solanales, Solanaceae. The record is from RefSeq and is a predicted model, not a curated record.